UUUCUUUUAUUUUCUACGCGUUCAUUUCCUUUUGCUUUCACCACUCCUACCAUUGCCAUUGCCCAUUACUAGCGCCUCUUUCUCUUGUUCUUGCUCUCUUUUCUAACUUUCCUUGGAAAAAAAAAAUAGAAAGAAGAAGAAGAAGAGGAACGAUAUGAGGGAUUUCGAAAGCAGGUUCAAUGCUGCAAUCCAUAGUCCCAUCACAUCCGACCUCUUGACACACGUAUCACACCAAGCAUCGCGCGUCAUUCCUUGCCAUCCUGCACCCGUAACCGCAGCAAAACCAACGACGCAUGUAGACAAUGACGUUUCGUCAGCCACACUUGUUCCCGAAAGCGCUAAUCCACAAGCAUGGCCGCCACCACUACGCACAUUCAUCAGCGUCGUCGUGAAACGAUCGUCCGUCCGCGCGGGAACAUUGUUCGCCACGUUAGUAUUUCUCGAACGGCUGCAGAAAAGGCUCGAGCGCGUGGCACGAGGGAUGCCAUGCACGUGCCAUCGCAUCUUUCUCGCUACACUUAUCGUCACCUCAAAGGCUUUGCACGACGCUUCUCCGAAAAAUAAGCACUGGGCAAAAUACGCAAUGUGGUGCUUUAGUUUAUCUGAAAUCAACUUGAUGGAGAAGCAGCUGUUAUCCAUAUUAAACUAUCGACUAUUGAUAACAUUGGAUGAUCUGCAUCACGUUUACUCUUGUUACGCUUCUUUACGCUUACCAACACCCGUCACGAUCCCGUCGUCGUCUUCGUCGUCUUCAUCGACACUAGCUUCAACAUCUACCACGAAAUUAUCUACGUAUCCACCCUCUUUAUCGUCCUCCAUUGGAACUGCAAGUAAUGAAUCGUUGGAAGAGACCAGCAGCAACAAUGCCAGCACUGCUAGUUUACCCAUAGUACAACCACCUCUUCCGCCUUAUCUGUUACCCAAGAACGAUCAUCAUCAUCAACAGCAGCAAGUCAACAUUUUCGACAAACAUAAUACGAUAUCCCAUCAUCAUCAUCAUCAUCAAGAACAACAACAACAACGUCAUCAUAAUCGAAAACAACAUUAGCAGCAGAAGCAGCAAUUUUUUCUUACAUAUAUCGAUGGAAAAAAAAAAGCUGUAAAAUCUAUUUAACUAACAGUAAUAAAGGA
This is a messenger RNA of Zychaea mexicana, 1131 nucleotides long. RefSeq lists its product as uncharacterized. Gene Ontology annotation, molecular function: cyclin-dependent protein serine/threonine kinase regulator activity; protein kinase binding. Gene Ontology annotation, biological process: regulation of cyclin-dependent protein serine/threonine kinase activity. NCBI's taxonomy places the organism in Eukaryota, Fungi, Mucoromycota, Mucoromycetes, Mucorales, Lichtheimiaceae. The record is from RefSeq and is a predicted model, not a curated record. The transcript is spliced from 2 exons. The coding region runs from base 155 to 1048 and encodes 297 amino acids. Gene Ontology annotation, cellular component: cyclin-dependent protein kinase holoenzyme complex; nucleus.